AUAAGAUAUGAUUUGUUCUAUGAUUUAGAAGUGUUUGGGAGGAGUUCUUGCCGGUUGUAAAUCUGAUAUAUCGGCCUUUUAUUUUAAAAGUAACGUCAGGGCAUAAUAACUCUAAAUAUUCUAUCAUUAUGAUCACAGUUAUCCAUAUCCAAUGCACUGGGAAGCCAACAAUAACUAUUUGCUCUCUAUGAAUGAGAUACCGAUAUAUCGCUCCCCCGUUUAACUCAGUUUUACUUUUAGUGCAUUUUUAGUUUUACUAGAUCAAGAACCAUGGGAAACUGUUUCAGCCGAUCCGGAGAUAAAAAUGUAAAAAAGGGGGAAACACACACGGGCCAAGUCUCUGUAGAAAGGAAUGAAACUGUUUCUCCGACACCAAACGCUAUAGUAGCGGUUCAGACUCAUGAACCGUCCAGCAUACGUCCAGCUCAUCAUGAUCUCAUCAGAGGAAAUGGACCAACUCUUCCCACGGAAACAGACAGCAUUUCUGGCUCCACUGCCAAAAUAUUUGUCGCACUAUAUGAUUACGAUGCUCGAACAGAUGAAGAUCUUAGUUUUAAGAAAGGCGAACACUUGGAGAUACUAAACGAUACUCAGGGAGACUGGUGGUUUGCAAGGUCAAAGGCCACUAAGAAAGAAGGUUACAUCCCUUCCAACUAUGUUGCCAAACUGAAAUCUAUUGAAGCAGAACCAUGGUAUUUUGGAAAGAUAAAGAGGAUAGAAGCAGAAAAGAAACUACUUCUUCCUGAAAAUCAACACGGUGCAUUCCUCAUUAGAGAUAGUGAAAGCCGCAGGAAUGAUUUUUCUCUUUCAGUGAGGGAUGGAGACACUGUGAAACACUACCGUAUCAGGCAGUUGGAUGAAGGUGGCUUUUUUAUUGCUCGCAGAACCACAUUCCGUACCCUGCAGGAACUUGUGGAACACUAUAUCAGUGAUGCUGAUGGUCUGUGUGUGAACCUGAGGCAACCUUGUAUACAGGUUGAAAAGCCAACAACAAGUGGUCUCUCCCACAACACCAGGGAUCAAUGGGAGAUAGAACGUAGUUCGCUGAAAUUUGUGAGGAAGCUCGGGCAAGGACAGUUUGGUGAGGUUUGGGAAGGAUUGUGGAAUAAUACCACACCAGUAGCAAUCAAAACACUCAAGCCCGGAACAAUGGAUCCCAAGGACUUUCUUGCUGAGGCUCAGAUCAUGAAAAAACUAAGGCAUCUCAAACUUGUCCAGCUGUAUGCCGUCUGUACACUAGAAGAACCUAUUUAUAUCAUCACAGAGUUGAUGAAAAACGGGAGUUUGUUGGAAUAUCUGCAAGGAAAAGGACGUUCUUUAAAACUUCCACAGUUGAUUGAUAUGUCAGCUCAGAUUGCUGCUGGUAUGGCUUAUCUAGAGUCUCAGAACUAUAUUCACAGAGAUCUAGCUGCUAGGAAUAUUCUCGUUGGAGAAAGUAAUGUUGUGAAAAUAGCAGAUUUUGGCUUGGCUAGGCUUAUAAAGGAAGAUGAGUAUGAAGCACGAGUAGGUGCGAGGUUUCCUAUUAAGUGGACAGCUCCUGAAGCUGCCAACUACAGCAAGUUCUCCAUCAAAUCAGAUGUCUGGUCAUUUGGAAUUUUACUGACAGAGCUGGUCACUUAUGGAAGGAUCCCUUAUCCUGGUAUGACUAAUGCAGAGGUUCUUCAUCAGGUGGAGCAUGGUUAUCGAAUGCCUUGUCCACCAGGUUGUCCAGUGACUUUGUAUGACAUAAUGUUGGAAUGUUGGCACAAGGACCCCCUAAAGAGGCCCACUUUUGAAACCUUGCAGUGGAAGUUAGAAGAUUUCUUCACUCAAGAAGGAUCAGAGUAUAAGGAGGCCGCCAUUGCAUACUGAGUGAAGGACUGUGGCCCAGUAAAAUUGGAUCAUAUGUCUGCUUUAUGGUGAUGUGAUGUAAAGUGACAAUUUUACAAGUUAAAGCAAUGUUUAUGAGGAACCUAAUCUUAAACAAAUGUAAACACUAUGCCCUGUCCUUGUUAUAGUAGUCCAUAUCUUUUUUAAAUCAUUAUGUGAGAUAAUAUAUCUUUGCAUAUGUAUAUGGUAACUUUUUUUUACAUGCAGUGUUUAAAGUCACCAUAAUUCUGUACUUCUUAUACUAACAGCUGGUUAAAAUGUGACAUGAUUACUUUUAAACACGUACUGGUUAAUGUAAAGUCACUCAUAUCAAAAGCAUUAAUAUGAGCUGUUUGGUUGUGAUAUUAUGAAGAUUUUAAGAGGAAAAGAUUAAAACUUAAUGAUCAGUUUGAAAGGUUGCUCUUGGAGGAUUUAUGAAAAAUGUAAAGUUUAAAUGUGCAUAUGAGCAAUAAAUCCAAAUACUGUCCAUCUUAUUCAUUUAAAGGUUUAAGCAACUAGACUUUUGAAGAACAGAAAAAAGAUUAAAUUUAAAAAAUCACAUUGUCAACCUUUUGUGAGUUUCAAGAUAAGGUGGUCUUAAAAACAAUAAACAUUUUCAAAGCUUUAUGCAAAGCAUGGGAAAAUCUGAUACAAAACUACAAACCCUCUCAAAUAUUCACAUAAGGUAUGGGAAAAAGAUGACUUAAAAACUAUAAACAUUGUUAGAUCUUUGUUUGAAGAACAAAAAACAGGAUCUUAAAACUAUUAUGAAAUAUUUGUGAGAAUUUCCAGAAAAUGUGAUCAUAAAAACUAUAAAUAUUUUCAAACCUUUCUAGUAAAUGUGAGAUAAAAUAAGUUUUAAAACCAUAACAUUAUUUCAGAUCUUUAUGUGAGGUAUGGGAAAAAAUUACUUCAAAACUACAGACACUGCAAAACAUUAUAGUGAAAAGUGUAUCAGCAUGAUCUUAAAUAAUUACGCUGUCAAAAUGUAUGAAUUUCAGGAUCAGAGGACCUCAAACUCUAAACCCUUCCUUUAAUUCUAUGAAUAUAGACUUGGUAAAAAAAAAAUUGUUGAAUCUUUAUCAUGAAAUCUCUUUAGUCAAAAUUAUCAUGUUAUAAACCAUAUUAUUUGAAAGUUUUUCAAAGUAAGUCUUUCACUUAUAUAAAUAGUUUUUGUAUGAUUUGCUUAAACCCCACUAUUACAGGGUGGUAACUAUGAUUUAACCUAAUUAUCAUGUUUUGAAAUGCUUGAUGUUUGCUGAAAUAUUUUAUACUAAAAUGUUGGGACUAACAUUGAAAUGAAGCAGAAAUGAGUGGAGACCAGCUAAAAAUCUGAGGGUUGAAGUGUAUCUAAAGUAUAUCAGGUCACAUAAUUCUUGAUUUGAUUAACUUAAUCCAGAUAAUUUGUAAAUAUGUAUAAUAGCAAUAUUUAUAAUUAGACGUUACGUGUUUGGAACACCCUGUUUGAAAGAUGUAAUACAUGUAUAGUGCAAAGAUAUGAUUUUAUUACAUUUUGAAACAAACCGGCUUUGAAACACUCUGGGACAGUGCAUGUGUGUUGGAAAAUACUGGUACAGAUUGUGAAUAUUAAAACAUGCUGAAAUGAAAUAUGAGUAUUAUUGUUAGCAGAAACAAAGUUCAAACACUGGAACAGAAUACAAAUACUAAAACAAGGGUGAUAGUAGGUAGACUGAGGUGGCAAUAUGUUGGUAUAACUGUGUAUUUUGUAAAGAGUGUGAGUGUAAAAACUUGCUAGGGAUAAAAUAAAAGUGAUGACACAAUGAUACAGGGAGUGUGUUCUAACAAGUUGAAAUGGAGUUGUGUUGAGAUAUGUGGUAUAGAGAGUGAGUGUUAAAAUGUAAUAAUGUGAGUAUGGAACAUAUUGGUUGUGUGGAGUGAAAUAGGACUGGACAGAACGAAAGUGUUGUAACAUGGAGGGAUCUAAAAUAACUAUAUAUGUGAUGAAACAAAGGACAGAACGAAAGUGUUGUAACAUGAAGGGAUCUAAAAUGACUAUAUAUGUGAUGAAACAGGACAGAACCAGAAUGUUGUAACAUGGAGGGAUCUAAAAUGACUAUGUAUGUGAUGAAACAAAGGACAGAACACAAGUGUUGUAACAUGGAGGGAUCUAAAAUGUGAGCAAACAAAGGACAGAAUGAGAAUGUUGUAACAUGGAAGGAUCUACAAUGACUAUAUAUGUGAUGAAACAAAGGACAGAACCAGAAUGUUGUAACAUGGAGGGAUCUAAAAUGACUAUAUAUGUGAUGAAACAAAGGACAGAACCAGAAUGUUAUAACAUGGGGGGAUCUAAAAUGGCUAUGUAUGUGAGCAAACAAAGGACAGAACCAGAAUGUUGUAACAUGGGGAGAUCUAAAAUGACUAUGUAUGUGAUGAAACAAAGGACAGAACGAAAGUGUUGUAACAUGGAGGGAUCUAAAAUGACUAUAUAUGUGAUGAAACAAAGGACAGAAUGAAAGUGUUGUAACAUGGAGGGAUCUAAAAUGACUAUAUAUGUGAUGAAACAAAGGACAGAAUGAAAGUGUUGUAACAUGGAGGGAUCUAAAAUGACUAUGUAUGUUAUGAAACAAAGGACAGAAUGCAAGUGUUGUAACACAGAGAGAUCUAAAAUAGCUAUGUAUGUGAGAAAACAAAGGACAGAACGAAAGUGUUGUAACAUGGAGGGAUCUAAAAUGGCUAUGUAUGUGUUGAAACAAAGGACAGAACGAAAGUGUUAUGACGUGGAGUAUGUGUGCUAAAGCAAGGUAAGAGACAAUGUGUGAAUAUUAAAAUAAGCUGUGAUGGAGUACGAUUAUUUGUUGACAUGUACUGGGAAUGUUUGAACUUUUAAAUAACUUUUGUAAAGCUAAUGAAUACAAUGUGCUUGCUUCACUAUGAUAUUUAUAUAGGUGUAGCAUGAAAACAUUAAAAGUAAAAAAAAGUAGACUAAACUCAAAUUAGUCCUAGUUUGCAUUUUGAAAUGCAGCUUUGUAUGUCAUGAUACCUGUACAUUGAAAUUUUAUUUGUAAUUAAAUUAAAAAGUAAUAUGUAUUAGAUUUUAGAACAUAAUGUAGAAAACUAGUCAGUAAUUGUCUUUCAUACAGUUGUUUUUAUAACAUUUUGCAUAAUAUCUAGAAAAUAUAUAGUAUAAUUAGCUCUUAAUUUUUUCUGUGUUUCAUAUUUUAUUAAAAGUAAGGAAAUAUUACUCUUAAACAAACACAUUGGAGAUGCUUUUUAGCACCAUGUUUUUAAAUGGGUAAAAUAUGUAGCUUUAAAAUUUUGUUUUAACUAUUUACAUAUACAAAGCAAGAUACGUCCUUUCAAAAUGUUGUAGCUUCAUGUAAAUCUCGUGUAAUAACAUUGAUUUUUUUAAAUUAUAUUUUAUUUAGAUAAAUGAGCAACAAGUUACAUAACAUUUGACUGUAAAUAAGAGUUAUCUAAAAUGAUAAUAGAGUUGGUAUAUGUUGUUUGUCGGCAGUUGUGUGGAUGUCUCAAAACUAAGUUGAUGGUUUGUAAUACUGUUUAAAGUUCUUUUCUACAAACAAACCUUCAUAAAUGAUUUAUUAAUUCUUUUUUUUUAACAAUAUAUUUGUAAAGUUACUGAAAUUAUAUUUGAGGAUGUACCUAUCUCAUAAAUUUUUGACCAAGCAAAGUUCUUUAAAACUAACCAUAUCUUUAUUAUGUGCUCACCAGCAGAUUUGAAAUAAUUUUCAUUAAAGUAAGUCAUUCUGGUCACAUGUAUUAUUUAUUAACAGCUUAGUAUCAUGAACCACUGAAACUAAUGAUUUUAAAUAAUAGGUUUUCUUAUGAUAUUUUCAAAAAUUAAUGUAUGCUACCAUAAAGAAAUGGUGGUUAUUUAUUGAAACAAAAUGUGAAGUCAAAACUAGAUAUUUGUAACAUAGAACAAAGAUUGAAACUUAUGAAAUGGAUACAAACACACUCCAAUAAUUUAUAAUUCUUUUUUAAAGCAAAUGCCCAUGUAUUUUAAUACAUAACAAUAUAGUUUCGUGCCUUUGCAUUAAGUUUAUUUUAUAUUGCUAAGAUACAAAUUUAUCCACUAAGAAGUUUGUUUACAUUUGACAGAAACUGUUACAAAACUAAUUUGGAUUAAUUUGUAGUGAAUAGAAUAAUUUAGUCUUUUUUAACAUUGUUCUUAGAAAAACCUAAGUAUAGGAUUUUAAAGUUCCUAUUCUACCAUUAUUUCAGCAAUUAGGCUUCAGUCUAUUCACAUUUUAUAGUGGGAUUCUUGUUUACUAUACAUAUUACUUGAUAUAUAAUUGUAUAAUUUCUGUUCAGUGCUAUAUUUGUUUUUCAGCAAUCAAGACAAACUGAGCUAUAAACUACUGUAUGAAUGAUAUUCUGUAAAUGUCAAAGAAAUGGACCAAGCCAAUGUGGAAAUUAGAAUGUUUCUUAACUAUUCAUGUUAUGCUAGAACCUUUUUUAGCUUUAUCAUGUAGUUACAGUUGCUUCAAGUCUGUUGACAUAUAAAUAGUUCCAAAUUAUAAGCUUUUCUAUGCUAUAUGUACUGCUUAUGUAAAUCUACCAAUUUGUAAGUUUUGUAAUGGAAUAAAAUAAUGAAAGAAAUUGUGAACUCA
Messenger RNA from Limulus polyphemus (Atlantic horseshoe crab), 6440 nucleotides. Its product is annotated as tyrosine-protein kinase Src42A-like. The record is from RefSeq and is a predicted model, not a curated record. Lineage: Eukaryota; Metazoa; Arthropoda; Merostomata; Xiphosura; Limulidae. Gene Ontology annotation, biological process: cell differentiation; innate immune response; protein phosphorylation. Gene Ontology annotation, molecular function: signaling receptor binding; non-membrane spanning protein tyrosine kinase activity; ATP binding. Gene Ontology annotation, cellular component: extrinsic component of cytoplasmic side of plasma membrane. Bases 271 to 1851 code for a protein of 526 amino acids. The transcript is spliced from 8 exons.